This is a messenger RNA of Penicillium robsamsonii, 1911 nucleotides long. RefSeq names its product TLDc. The record is from RefSeq and is a predicted model, not a curated record. The coding region runs from base 1 to 1911 and encodes 636 amino acids. NCBI's taxonomy places the organism in Eukaryota, Fungi, Ascomycota, Eurotiomycetes, Eurotiales, Aspergillaceae. The transcript has 2 exons.
AUGGGCGCAGGACAGUCGAAUGAGCAUGGUGCAUCAUCCCCAGAGGAGUUGAGCUCCGUGCUUGCCGAGCGCUUUGCCACAAAAUGCUUCACGCCAUUAGAGCUCACCCAUUUCAAAGACAACUUCUUCUCCCGGGCCUUGGAGCAAGGUGGAUUGCGGUACUGGAAUGAGAAAGUACUUUCAGACUUCUUGGGCAUUCCAGAUGGUAGCUAUACCUCAUCACGGGGGCAGUCAUUAGAUGCAGGGCCGGUGAUAUUUCGCAUGGUAUCUUAUCUGGGAGCCUUUCCGUUCCAAAACACGCUCGCGCCCAGUGUGUUGACGUUUGAGGCCAUGGUCAAAGUGGUUGUGCUGUUGACCGAGCGCUAUGGGAAAGCACUGAAGCGGGGGCAUAAAGAUCGAACUAAGUUACUCUUUGGCAGUCUAGCUGAUGUGGGGAGAAAGACUCCCGCCGAGUCUGAAAGAGAAUCAGUGACCGAGGAAUCCGAAGCUUCGGCUAGGAAUUCCCAUCCGCUGGGAUUCUCCAUAGAUGAACCGGCCAACGAUGAGUACGAUGAGGACGAGGAUGAUGAUCUUGCACUCGCAGCAUUGGAGUCUCUCGAUGCGAUUGAAGUAUUCAAACAUGAUCACCGUGUUGACAAGACCGUUUACGAGACCCGGAUUUCCAUCGAUACAUUCCGCCGGUUGCUGAUGCUAUUGCUUGUCAUUGCGCCACUAAAGCCAUUAGAGUCUUUGAAGGUAUAUACAUCUGGACUGGAUGGUCGACGCAUGGAAUUGGUCAAGAAAGAAGCAGACAGUAUCAUUGCAGCCUUUUCCCCGGAAGAGAGUGAUGGUGGGAUAUCUUACAAGGCUUUUGCCCGAACGAUAUCACUAUCUCUACCAUAUCUGUUCGAUCCACUCACUGCUCUUUUCGAGCAUAUGCUUUUCAGCAAAAACUUGAACCUAUCCCAACGCCGCCAAAAUGAUCUAACCACGGAGAGCGAACAGGAGAGGAAGGAGAACGAAGAACCCCCCGUACCACCGGCUGCACUUACUCUUCCGGGAAGCUUCGAGUCGGCCAUAUUAAACCCGACGCUUAACUCGCAUCUUUCAUUCUUCCUCCCUUCCACAUCACCCGACAUCAAUAUCCUCCGAAGUGACGUCAAACUCCACCCCGUCUUCUCGACAAGCGCCCACGGGUCUUCCUUAACAUAUUUCUCCCAUCACGUCCUUACCUGGCAAUCUGCCACCCUCCUUAUUCUGCAAGGAUCGGUAGUAGACUCAUCCAGCGAGGAAUUAGUAACUCUAGGCGCCUACAUUCCCCAACAGUGGAAAACGUCCAUAUCGACCUCAGGCUCAUCUUCAAAGACAUCCGACCUCCUUCCCUGCCUCUUCCAACUAUCCCCAAAACACAUGCUCCUCCCGGGAAAUCCUUCCCCAUCUGCAACGAAGCCCAACACCCCAACCGCCUAUUUCUCACCCAACACCGGCAUCGCAAUCGGCUGUAAUAUCCCCGCCCCGUCCCGCACACACCAAACCUACCCGUCCCCACACGGAGCAGGCAGUCUCAUUAUCGAUGCGAACAUAGAAACAGCCGAGUUCCACACCGCACCCUUCGCACACAACGGUGUCUUCUUACCCGCUGCCAAUACAUCCCUUGAAGACCCGCCCACAAAGAUCAAGCUUGAUCUUUAUACCCUGGAGAUUUGGGGUAUCGUCCCAGAUCCGGACACGUCUUUCUCCGCAGACCCGACCUUAAGUCCGGUGGAGAUUCAGCGAGCAAAGUGGGAAUUUGAGGCACGAGAGGCUGAGCGCCGUCGUAAUAUCAAUAUCAAGGCUGGAGCUGGGGAUCCAGCGACCCAGAGUGCAAGGUGGCUUUUGGAAACGGCCGGUAUUAUUGGGGAUCAGGCGCGAUAUACUGGUGGAGGGGGUUAG